Molecule: messenger RNA, 3996 nt
Organism: Gigantopelta aegis
Lineage: Eukaryota; Metazoa; Mollusca; Gastropoda; Neomphalida; Peltospiridae
Product: trifunctional purine biosynthetic protein adenosine-3-like
Exons: 21
Coding region: 109-3105 (998 amino acids)
Biological process (GO): 'de novo' IMP biosynthetic process; adenine biosynthetic process
Cellular component (GO): cytosol
Molecular function (GO): phosphoribosylamine-glycine ligase activity; phosphoribosylformylglycinamidine cyclo-ligase activity; metal ion binding
Source: RefSeq, a predicted model, not a curated record
GUACAACUAGCGGGAAGUUUAUUUUUCUCAACUGUUGACUGUUUGUCCCGAGAACACUGAACACUGUUCUAAUUUUCCAAAAUUUAUGCACUUUAACCUAGACAAAGUAUGACUGGUCGAGUGCUGCUGAUUGGAUCUGGGGGAAGAGAACAUGUCAUUGCAUGGAAACUGUCCCAGUCGAAACUCGUAGAGUCGGUGUUCGUGAUACCGGGCAAUGCUGGGACAGAGGCUCAUAGUGAUGGCAAAGUCAGCAAUGUCUCUAUGAAUUUGAAGGAUUUCACGGACAUUUCCAACUGGUGCCAUGACAACUCAGUGGACUUGGUCAUCGUAGGCCCUGAAGAUCCGCUGGCCGCCGGCCUGUCCGAUCACUUACAGCAGCAAGGUAUUUCUUGUUUUGGGCCAAAAUCUACAGCAGCUGAGAUCGAGUCCAGCAAGGAGUUUGCUAAAGAGUUCAUGAUGCGUCAUGGAAUUCCCACGGCCAGGUUCCAGUCUUUCACUGAUGCCGAGGAAGCGUGUAAACACAUAAACUCUGCUCAUUACGAGGCUCUGGUUGUCAAGGCGAGUGGUCUGGCUGCUGGUAAAGGCGUCGUCGUCGCGGAUACACAGAGGGAAGCGUGUGACGCUGUUAAAAACAUUAUACAGGACAGAAUAUUUGGUGAUGCUGGUUGUACAGUUGUAGUUGAAGAACUAUUGGAAGGAGAUGAAAUAUCAGUUCUGGCAUUUACCGAUGGUCAUACAGUCUGCAUGAUGCCACCCGCUCAGGAUUUCAAAAGAUUAAAAGAUGGUGACCGAGGUCCGAAUACUGGAGGGAUGGGAGCCCUCUGUCCUUACCCCAAGAUAACACAAACGGAGUGUGAAAGUAUUAAACAGAACAUUUUGCAGAAAACCAUUGAUGGUCUUCGACUUGAAAACAGAAAAUAUGUGGGUGUUCUCUAUGCUGGGCUUAUGAUUACUGAAGAAGGAAUUAAAGUCCUGGAAUUCAACUGUAGAUUUGGUGAUCCAGAAACUCAGUCUAUUCUGCCACUGUUGACCUCUGACCUGUACACGGUGUGUAGGAGCUGUGUGGAGGGCACACUACAGCAGCACAUGCCCGAGUUUGACAAACAUCAUUCAGUGGUGGGCAUUGUCGUCGCUAGUGGAGGAUAUCCACAGACGUACAAGAAGGGCUGCCACAUUACAGGACUGGAUGAGGUUCUCAAACAUGACAUGAUGGUUUUUCAUGCUGGAACAACAAUUAAAGAUGAUAAGUUGCUGACAAAUGGUGGAAGAGUCCUGACUGUGGUUGCCAUGGAUACCAACUUAGCAACGGCUGCCAAGCGGGCUCGGACUGGUGCAAGUCUCGUUAAAUUCGACAAGGCAUUUUAUCGCAAUGACAUAGCACUUAAAGUUUCCUCCACUUACCCGAAAGGUCUGACGUACACAGUGGCCGGUGUGAACAUUGACGUGGGCCGUGACCUGGUGACCGCGAUCAAGCCCCUGGCAGAUGCGACCCGCAGACCAGGCUGUAUGUCCAGUGUGGGCAUGUUCGGGGCCCUCUUUGAUCUCCACGCUCUGGCUUACAAAGACCCUAUUCUUGUUUCGGGCACAGAUGGAGUUGGCACCAAGCUGAAGAUUGCCCAGCAGACCAAUAUGCACCACACAAUUGGUAUAGAUCUGGUGGCGAUGUGUGUCAACGAUGUCCUGGCGCACGGAGCUGAGCCACUCUUCUUCCUGGACUACUUCGCAACAGGACGUCUCAGCUUGGAUGUAACAAAGUCUGUGAUCAGUGGAAUUGCUGACGGUUGUAAGCUGGCAAAGUGUGCUCUGAUUGGUGGUGAGACUGCUGAGAUGCCGGGGAUGUACGUUGGUGGGGAAUACGACUUGGCGGGAUUUUCUGUAGGCGUUGUUGAGAGACAGCAGCUUCUUCCACGCUUACUGGACAUAAAACUUGGCGAUGUUGUGAUUGGGCUACAAUCCAGUGGCCUUCACAGCAAUGGUUUCAGCAUGGUGCGCAAAGUGAUAGAGACACUGAAUCUGCAUUACGAUAUGCCAUCGCCAUUGAAAACAUCACAGACACUUGGUGAAGACUUGUUAGUUCCAACAAAGAUCUACACUGCGUCUGUAUUGCCUCUGAUGAAGGAAGGGCUGGUCAAGGCGUUUGCUCAUAUCACGGGGGGGGGUCUGACUGAAAACAUCCCCCGGAUCCUGCCUGGUGGACUGGGCGUUCACCUCGAUGCCAACUCGUGGAUGAUGCCUUCCAUCUUUGGCUGGCUCGCACAAAAGGGUCGUAUUAAUGAAGACGAAAUGGCCAAGACAUUUAACUGUGGGAUUGGUGCAGUGUUGAUAGUAAACAAAGCAGACUCGCAGCUAGUCAUAGACAGGUUACGUCAGUGUCGUGAACACGCUUCUGCUAUUGGCACUGUUGAGAACAAGGGUGGGCAGCGAGUACAAAUAGAAAACCUGCAGACUUGUUUAAUGCAGGCUUGGACCAAUAAGCCUGGUGUGAUGAGGAAGAAAAGAGUCGGUGUUCUUAUUUCAGGCUCAGGGACCAACCUGCAGGCCUUGCUUGAUUACACGAAGAAUCCUGAGAACCACAGCGCGGCCGACGUUGUGCUGGUCAUCUCGAACAAACCAGGAGUGGCCGGGCUGCAGCGGGCGGUCAUCGCGGGAGUCCAGACAAAGGUGAUCACACACAGCGACUACAAGGAGCGUGAGAAGUUUGAUGCCGCUCUGCACACAGCACUAACAGAAGCUGGAGUUGAGAUUGUAUGUCUGGCAGGAUUCAUGAGAAUACUCACAGGUGGCUUUGUACGAAAGUGGAAUGGCCGCAUGCUCAACAUACAUCCGUCGUUGUUGCCUUCGUUUAAGGGGAUUGAUGCUCACUCACAAGUCCUCAAAGCAAGAGUCCUCAUUUCUGGAUGCACCGUCCAUUUUGUUUCGGAAGCUGUGGACUCAGGUGCUAUUGUAGUCCAGGAAUCGGUGCCGGUGUUCCCAGGAGAUACUGAAGACAGCCUGGCAAAGCGUGUCCGCAUGGUUGAACACAAGGCCUUUCCUAAAGCACUGGAGCUCAUCGCCAGCGAGAAGGUCACACUGAAUCCAGACGGGCAAUUAUUGUGGACAAUAUAGAACAAUCUGUUCAAGGCAAUGGUUUUCUAUUAGACAGUUACUGUAUUGGUUUAUUAACUGGAUAAUACAAAAGUAUUACUAGUUUGGUCUCAUUUCCAAAAUGCAAAAAUAUUCAUUUACAUUAGUUUGAAAAAAACCCAUGGUUUUCCUGCAACAUAAUAUAGUGAAUAUCAUAUGAAGCAGUAUCUUAAAGGCAUACUGUCACAGAUUUAAGGACCUUAUUUCUCUAAAAAUGAAUAAUAAAUCAAAAUUACAUUAAUUUUUUACAGACCAAAUCUAGCUAAUAUUGCAUCAGUUUAACUACACAAUGAUGGAGUGAAAUCCAUGUAAACCCUCUCAGUGAUGUUAGUUUUUGAAUUAUGGACCAUUGCCAUAAUUCAAUUAUUUUUACAAAAUAUCAUUAAUCAGUAGAGUAUGGUGGUUACGUAGAUGGUUGAAUAAAGUACAGUACAUUUAAGAACAAUUAAUCAAAGAUAUAUAUAUUUCAGUAAUACUUUGUUAGGCCAUGUAAUAGGUCAGUGGUCUGUGACAAUAUGCCUUUAACAUCCUAUUCAAUUGGCAGAGAAGAUGUUUUGAUGGAAUCUUUAUUGUCAUUACAUUAGUCAUUCCAAAAUAUGAAAAUUUGUGUAUGUAAUAUCACAUUUUGGAUAGUGAAAGGGAGCGAGUGAGUAAGAGAAUAUCAAUGAAAAGUCAGUCAGUAUGUAUACAAGAUGUUAAUAUUUCAGUAUUAAUACACCAAUGCAAUUUAUUAAAAUAGUGGGUAAGCCACGUGAAUGCAAUUAUAUGUCUUUCAUUUAUUAAAAAGUAUUGUCAUAAAGACAUUAAUAUUCUCAUUUAGCACAAAACAAUACUUUUUUAUAUUAAGUAAAUAUAAUAAACUUUUAUAUCUAA